This is a messenger RNA of Sporothrix schenckii 1099-18, 771 nucleotides long. RefSeq lists its product as uncharacterized. The transcript has 4 exons. Gene Ontology annotation, molecular function: structural constituent of chromatin; DNA binding; protein heterodimerization activity. NCBI's taxonomy places the organism in Eukaryota, Fungi, Ascomycota, Sordariomycetes, Ophiostomatales, Ophiostomataceae. Gene Ontology annotation, cellular component: nucleosome. Bases 1 to 771 code for a protein of 256 amino acids. The record is from RefSeq and is a predicted model, not a curated record.
AUGGCUGGCGGCAAGGGAAAAUCGUCGGGCGGCAAGAGCUCCGGUGGCAAGACCUCGGCGGACGGCCCCAAGAAGCAGCAGAGCCACUCGGCGCGCGCUGGUUUGCAGUUGGUCGCAUGCGAUGGCACUCCUCGAUACUUGUCUCGACGUCGAAGCAACACGCCUACCAACUACGCUCACAUUGACUACCGCCUGUUUCUCGACUACUCCCGACCAAAACAGCAUGCGACACGAUGCCCUCUCGAAGAUGACGCGCAAAUGUAUAUGGCGAUGACUACGUGCGUAUCGCUCAAAGUCUCUCCGACGCGCCUGACGAAGAGCGAUCGCAAAGCCACGAUUGGCAGGGAAACAUCAUCGCCUGAGCAGCUUCUACACGUCUCGUUUCCUUCCCGUUCAGCACUCGUGACUCGAGAGGCAUAUCCAGAGCCGGCGCGCUUCUCGCGAUUGUUCCCAUGCGGUCGUGUUAAGCGUUUCCUCAAGGCCAACACCCAGAACAAGAUGCGCGUUGGCGCCAAGGCUGCGGUGUAUGUGACGGCUGUUCUCGAGUACCUGACUGCCGAAGUUCUCGAAUUGGCAGGCAACGCCGCAAAGGACCUCAAGGUCAAGCGCAUCACGCCUCGCCACCUGCAGCUUGCCAUUCGUGGUGAUGAGGAGCUCGACACCCUGAUUCGCGCCACGAUCGCUUUUGGUGGCGUGCUGCCUCACAUCAACCGCGCUCUCCUCCUGAAGGUCGAGCAGAAGAAGAAGAAUAAGGCCGCCCUCGAGGCAUGA